UAGUUUAUGUAGCAAUAAACACGAUGUGAAAGCUCUUCCAGAAAGGUAAUUGAUUCGUGUUUUAUUUUCUUUUGUUCACAUAAUCAGCGAUAAAAUGUCAGGAUAAAACUAAUCGGUGUUAAUUUUGUAGGAAAAAUAUAGAGGAAAAGCUGGUGGAAACACUUCCUAAUCAUCCGUCAUCAGCGAAUACGGUUUUUUUCUUGUUUGUAAGACAAAUCGUUUUUAUGCGUUGAAUGGCCCUAUUUGCCUUUUGUAAAAUCAAUGGUGAACGCGUUACCAUGUUUUUCCGUCAAAAGAAUAUGUUCUGUUUGUUUUUGAAUCAAACGAGUUAAAUGAGGCUAAACAUGGCUGUUCAUAAAUAUUUUGACAUGAAAGCUUCGGACAGAUUGAAGGAUUUUAUCAUUAUUUAUUUCCUAAUUUGUAACAUUCAAGAUAGUACUGCACAAACACGAUCACUUCAUAGUAUCAUUGGUUACGGAGGAGUCAGGGGAGUGGUCCAUAUUGAACCGAAUUUCCGACCAAAUAGAUCCCUGGCCGUUCUUACUUUCCCAAAUAUACGGAACACACAUUUGGUGGAGAUUCGGGAUAAUAGAGUACUAACUGAUGUCACUGUCAGGUGUUUGGACAGGGAUUUAGGACGAAGAUACAUCAACAGAACAUGGCUUCUCGUUCCUGGCCGAGAUCAUCGCUAUUUUGGCCUGGACUCUGACGCACGCUCACUUAACGGAAAGGCAAUUUUACUAACCAACGCUGACACAGGUCAAAGAGUUUGUGGAACGCUUGAACCAAGGGGAUUGCAUAAUACCGCUGAAGCAAAGUUCCUUUCAAACAUAGGAGGGAUUAUAACAUUCAGACAACUUGAAAACGACAGUCUUGCAGACACUUCAGUGAGAGUGAAUCUAUUUAAAACACAAGGAGAAAAUCCUGUUGCAGAAACCUUUUUCUGGUUCCUAGUUCCAAAUCCAAAUCGCGAUCAGUAUAAGACAACAAUGAAUACAGAAUGUCGUCUUCCUUUGCCUUUCCCGCCCUCUCUUCAACAACUUUACAGCAUGUCACGCAGGUUUGGUCGUCUGCUCGUAGGCGCUAAGAAAAACGAUGCUACUUUCACUUUCAUAGACUCCGAGUUACCUUUGUCUGGAUUGAGGUCUGUUAUUGGAAAUAUACUAGUACUAGCAAGACGAACAGGAGAAAUUGCCUCUUGUGCAUUGAUAAGAGAAAUAGAACCAAAACAAGCUAUUGCUUCCGUAUUUAAUGACGGUGUGAAAGGAACAAUUCAGUUGUAUCAGAGAUCUUCCUAUGAUAACACUGUGGUACAGAUUACUUUAAACAACCUUCGAGGACUCGCUGGUGGUUACCAUAUUCAUAAGUGGCCGGUUCCUGUCAAGCUUACCGCAUUGGAUAAUGUGUGUGACGACAAGAGCAUCAGCGGACACUUUGAUUUUGAAAGAGAAAAACCGAUCUCCCCAUCACGUCAGACUGGAACAUCCGAUCAGUACGAAAUAGGCGAUCUUAGUGGGAAAUACGGAUACCUUACAGGACAAGACAGUUUUAAUGGACAGUUCAGUGAUGACAAUUUACCAUUAUUUGGAAAGUACAGUGUGGUUGGACGUUCUUUUACGAUUCAUAGGUCUUAUAGGGAUGAACGAUGGGUCUGUGCAACAAUAAAACCGGUUAGUAGGGUUACAAAAGCAGUGGCAAAAUUCAAAGGACCUGUUAUUGGACAAAUUGUGUUUACACAAAAUCGAAACGAUUAUCAUUCCGAUACUCAUGUGUUUGUUGAAGUAAGUUAUUCCAACGGAAUACAAAGACCAACCUUUAGUCACAAUUGGCAUGUACAUGAAAACCCGGUUUGUGAUUUAUUUAAUGAUAGACCCUGUAACUGUUCUGCAGCUGGUGAGCAUUUUAACCCCUACCGUGUGAAUGUUAAUGGAAACUAUGGUACAGAGUGUCGUUUUUGUAACCCUCUCAGAUGCGAACUUGGUGACCUGUCCGGCAAAAAAGAAACUAUUAAUAUUAGAGGCAAUAAUACUGUGUGGUAUCGAAAUUACUUCACAGACAUAAACUUACCUUUAGAAGGUCCACUUGGCAUUAUAGGAAAAUCUCUAGUGAUACAUGAUGAAAACAAAGGAAAAGGGCGUUUGGCAUGCGCAAACAUUUUCGAAGUUCCGGCACGAGCUUUGUUAGUUGAAAACUGGUAUGGAUCCAGAACAGCACCUAUAACAGGCCUGUUUGAAUUUGUAGGAAAUGUUCCACAGUAUGAAGAAGCAAUAGCAUGGACCUCAUUACGUUUGUCCGGUUUACAACGUAGGGCUGCUGGAUAUCAUAUACACACAGAACCAGUCGAUCUAUCUUCUCCAGCUCCUUGCGAAAAUAAUGUGGUGGGUGGUCACUUCAACCCUUUCUUUGUAAACCAAACAAAAAGCCCACAACCAGGAACAGGGACCCAUGAUUUGUAUGAAGUCGGGGAUUUAAGCGGCAAAUACGGUUCUAUUCUUGAAGGCAGGGACACAGUUCUCGCCUCAGGACCCGAUAAUUUCUUACCUGUAGCAGGCCCCUUGAGUAUUAGUGGAAGAUCAUUGGUUAUCCAUCGUGGCGAUGGAUCGAGAUGGUUGUGUGGAAAUAUUGAGGAGAACACAGAAAUGUCCGGGGGUAGGAUAGUCCGGCUGAUUGCCAGGUUUACCAGGGGUCUCUUGUCAGGAUCUAUAGAACUGAAACAAUAUGUUUAUCCAGAUAACACAGCAAGUGACACUGAAAUAUUAGUGGACUUGAAAUUUAGAAACAAUGAAAGACUACGGGUAAGAGGCCUUAACUGGCAUGUACAUGUGUACCGAGUUGUAGAGGGUGGAAACUGCCAGGAUGCUGGGCCUCAUUACAAUCCUUAUAAUGUGAAUACAACGGUGGGAUAUGAAGAAUGUUCUUUUUCAAACCCUUACCGUUGUGAAUUAGGGGACACAAGUGGUAAACACGGUGUGUAUGAAAUAGGUGGAGGUCCAAGAUUCUACACUGACGUUAAUUUGCCUCUGAUUGGGAGAUUUGGAGUGGCAAACAGGUCAUUUGUUAUUCAUCAGCCAGUGUCGCAGUCAGGAAGAUUUGAUUGUGCUAAUAUUGUUCCAUUUAAUGCAUAAUAUUUUUAGUUUCCAAUAAAAAAAAAGUCUCUUUUUAAA
This is a messenger RNA of Saccostrea cuccullata (small rock oyster), 3164 nucleotides long. RefSeq lists its product as uncharacterized. The transcript is spliced from 10 exons. Gene Ontology annotation, molecular function: metal ion binding. Bases 333 to 3125 code for a protein of 930 amino acids. The record is from RefSeq and is a predicted model, not a curated record. Lineage: Eukaryota; Metazoa; Mollusca; Bivalvia; Ostreida; Ostreidae. Gene Ontology annotation, biological process: superoxide metabolic process.